Molecule: messenger RNA, 1661 nt
Organism: Coregonus sp. 'balchen'
Lineage: Eukaryota; Metazoa; Chordata; Actinopteri; Salmoniformes; Salmonidae
Source: the annotation of a GenBank genome assembly
AUGGCAUAUUUCCCAAUUUGGCUGCUGUGCGCCUGUGCGAUACUUUCUCUGACGCAUGGCUUCAAUCAGGAGAACCUGAAAGAGGCUAUGCUUCAGAGGCUUGGACAGAAGGAACUCCCAAGGAUCCAUAAAAGGGACUUGGAGAACCUGGUCGUUCCUGGCCACAUCAGAAACAAGUACCUGUCCCUGCUGAAGCUGCACCACGAAAGGAGACGCCGCUCUCUGCCCAGCCUAGCAGGUAUCCUCAGGAGGAUAUCCGGAAACGCAGGUAAACAACAAUGGCAACUAUGACAGUUUCUAAGACUGGGAAUAUGACAGUUUCAAAGACUGACUCAUUUUCUAUUUUAUUUUCCAUGAUGUUUAGCAAUACUAUUGUUAACACCAAUGCGUAAUUCUCAGUUUGGUUCUGUUUGGAUUCCAAAUUACGCACUGAUGUCCAAUUGUCCACAUGCUGACAGUGUCCUGUUAUAUUCUACAUAACAGAUAUAUCUGGGGAGAUUCUUUACUCUGACGCCACCAGAGAGCGGUUGGUUUUCGACAUGGAGGCCAGGGUCCCGGCCAACAGCGAGGUGACCAUGGCGGAGCUCAGACUCUACCAGAACGCCCCUCAUAAACUGCCCCUGGCUGCGAUGAAGAGCCAAAAGCCGGACAACAACGCCCGGGUCAGCAUCUACUGGGUGGAGGUUCUAGAGAACGGCGCCAACCGCUCCUCACUGGUAGACUCAAGGUCAGUACCGUUACUGCACAUCAUUCAACAGCUUACUUUUAAUUAGCCUAAUACUAAUUCAUUGGCAUGCUAGUUAAUUAAAGUACUAUUGUGAUUAAUUUGUAUGGAUGUCCUUUUUCAAUAGGUUGGUGCCAAUCUACGAGACUGGGUGGAAGGGUUUUGAUGUGACGCAGGCGGUACACUACUGGUCGAAGGGACGUCGCGAGGCGCCACUGCGCCUGGAGCUGCGGGUCGAGGGCGAGAGACCAGGAAGCUACGCAGCCGAGAUGGCCAAGAGUGUGCGCUUUACCGCGCAGGACCCCUCUGACCAGACCACGGGAAAGCCUGAGCUUCUUCUCUACACCUUGAACCUGGAGGAAUAUGGGUAGGUGACAUUUAAUAGUUAGGCUAAUGGCAAUGUUUAGAACCUUGGUUGGACAGUGGACACAUUUUAAGCAUCUAGGCUACACAUACACAAGGACCUGGCUGCUAUGUCACAGUAUGACAUUUGCUUAUAGAUUUUUUGAGAAUACUCUAUAGGUGUGUCAAAUGUUGUACUUUCUCCGGAAUAACCUCCAAGCCAUUCCUGGGCAGAGCGCGUAAUAACCUGACUGACCAUUUCUCUCCGUCCAGUUCCCGCGGUGACUGCCAGUCCAGCAAGCCGAACGGCAUGUGCUGCAGAGAAGACCACUUCAUCAACUUCCGGGAGCUAACUUGGACCCAAUACUGGGUAAUCGAACCUGCGGGCUACCAGGCCUUCCGAUGCACAGGAGGGUGCAAGCAGCCAAAGCGUCAUUAUGGCUACGGAGAACGGCGGUGCGCGGCCACGGAGAACGCGCCGCUACCUAUAAUGUACCUGGUGAAAAAAGGAGACUACACGGAGAUAGAAGUGGCCGAGUUUCCCAACAUGAUAGUGGAGAAGUGCAGAUGUACAAUGGACAAUGUAUCUGUUUGA